AUGUCGAUCAAAGUUGGCAAGCCUCUGACAACAUCCUGUUCCCAGAGCUUUCCAUAUUCCAGCGAUCUUGGAUAUUCUCCAGAGAUCUUGGAACCUCUCCGGUGGCCGCGGUUCGUCCUCUUUCUCCAGUUCAGGAAGUCAACCAUAGAGCGCAUGAAAAUGAAAAGUGCAGGAAGAGGUGCUGCGAAUGGAAUGAAAAUAGGUGUGAGCACGGCCAAGGAGCCGGCUGGUUCGUCAGUUCAGCGCGCGAGGCCAACCAACACGCCUCCAAGAGGCCGCCUGAGCUCUACUGAGAAGAUGAGAGUGACGGUGUAUAAGUGCGCUCCGGAUGCUCCCCUCCAAGCGAAUGAACAGGGGAAAGCUUUGAUUGUUCCAGAUACUUGGCAAGAGUUUCUGAAUGUGAUGAGCGCGCGAAAGAGAAAUUUGCUUUUGACUUGUUUGGCACAGGCUGUCUCUAGGAAAUUCAAUGUAAAUCGAAUCAUCAGCGUGGAGACUCUUGAUGGAGGAACAAUCUUGGAAGAAUUGGAUGAGAUCAUGGCAGGAGACAAGCUUGUAAUUCGAUGCGCAGAGGAUGGAAGAGGCCGAAAUAUGAAUGGUCAGCAGGAAGAAGCAGGAGAGGUCGAUCACAUGGAGGAAUUGUUCCGCAGAAACGUGCUCGAUGUGCUGGGCGAUGAGAACGAUCACGGGGCUGUAAAGCCCGAUACCAGCGUGGACCAUGCCAACAUGAACAACAUGAUGUCAUCCAUGUCUCAGAUGUCUCUACGAGGAAAGGGGAUGGACCACGAGGUAGCCAGGAAUGCUGUGGUGGGUCAGCAGGAGAACAAUAACGGGAACCAGAUGAACCUCCACCUCCAUGACAACAUGAACCUCAGACCCCAAGGUGACAUGCAGCCCGGGAAUGGCGGAGUGAUGGACAUGCCGCCGCUCAACGGGCAGCAGCUGCAGAUGUGGAACGAGCAGGUUCAGCGAAUGCUCGCCGCUACUCAGAUCCCAGGGCAAAUCUCGGGCAACCAGGUUCCGAACCCAGGGUUCCUUCCAAACAACAUUCCGGCGAACAACAACGCAAACUGGGCGUCAAUGCAGCCUCUCGCUCGGCAGUUCAUGAUGCAACAGCAGAACCUCAUGCCGGGCAUGCAGCCUCAGCAGCCAGGAGCUCUACCAGGUAUGAAUAUGAAUCCUGCAUUCGGCCUCGGGCAGUUCGGACCGCAGAGUAACGGACGACGCUCGCACGAGCAGGCAAGGUUUUCUCCGCUGGUUCAGAUCCUCCGCGAUCAUUUAGUGGCGACUAACGUGAAGGAGAUGGACGUCGAGCUGAUCUCACAGAAGCUUGCGUCUCUCGUGCCCGACUGGCAAACUCGGCUCGGGGUGAACAGCGUAGCUGACUACAUCAAUGAGGCUGCACAGGCGGGGCUCGUGCAGGUUCAGCAGAACGGCAAGCAGAUCGUCGCAUCGAUUCGCGGCAACAGAGAGAUGGGAAUCGUCAAGUGGGUGAAGGAGAGUUAUGGCUUCAUCCAGUCAGCAUCUCAUGCUGAAGAUUUGUUCUAUCAUGGCAGCGAGGUCCGAGCUAACCGUCUUCUCAUGGCCGGAGAUGAAGUCGAGUUCCUAGUCGUGCGGAAUCCUUUCACGGGCAAACUGAACGCAACUCAAAUCUACCUCAUUAACGGAACCGACUCUCCGGUCGCUCUUCAAGGAGGAGGCUCGGCUGGUCUUGCUCCCCUUGCUACAGCGGAAAGUCUGAACCAGUUCUUUGCGGGAGAGAACAAUGAAGAGAUUAAUCAGUUCAUUGAUCGCAUGUCCAACAUGGGGUUCUCCAUUUCGCAGAUCGAAGAAAGUCUUCGUAGCUUCCACGCUAACAUAUCAGGAGGGAACAACUUCAAUGUUGGCGUUAACGGACCAUAUGGAUUCGGUGGGUCUUCCAUGGCUGGGAAAUCGCAGAUCAUUGAGCCGAACAAGGAGCCCUGGUUGUUCAAGACCAAAAUGUGCAAAUUUUGGCCCAACUGCCCGCGAGGCGCAAAAUGCUGGUUUGCCCAUGGCGACGAUGAACUUCGCAAGCCCAACAGCGUCGCCUAUAUGCUCUCGACGCAGGGCAAACUGAUCGAUCAGCAGCAGCAGCAGCAGCAGCUCCAGACCAUGGGGAUGGAACAGCGUCCUCUCCUCAACGGCAUGAUGGGCAAUGCCGAGAACCAGUUCUUCCAGCCGAGCUUGCAUGACGGGGAGCAGCUUGAGAUGGGCUCGUACAACGGGGGAAUGCCUAUGAACAACAUGCCUCCCUUCUACGCCAUGCAGCGACAGGGCUUGCCCAAUGAAGGAUGGAACGUGGCAGAUCAGAGCGGCUGGAUGUCCUCCAUGCCUAGCACGGACUUCCUUCCCUCGGGUCAGUACGACAAUCAUGGCUACCUCGGCGACUCCAUGUUCAGCGCUGUUGACGGCUCCAGCAACAGCGGGUUCGGGACACUUGACACUGGGCUGCCUUCGGGGAGCUAUGGCGGCAGAUGA
Guillardia theta CCMP2712 is the source of this 2496-nucleotide messenger RNA. RefSeq lists its product as hypothetical. The transcript has 19 exons. The record is from RefSeq and is a predicted model, not a curated record. Bases 1 to 2496 code for a protein of 831 amino acids. Gene Ontology annotation, molecular function: metal ion binding; nucleic acid binding. Lineage: Eukaryota; Cryptophyceae; Pyrenomonadales; Geminigeraceae.